CCUGGGUGGUAAGAUUUUUUUUUGACAACAUGAAUAAUGUGGUGAAGUCUCUGGCUGAUGAUGAACGGUUUGCCUUGAUGAAGUUCAGAAGAAGUGUUCAAGAUGUUCUUCAACCGUACCAUGACGAUCAUUUCCUUCUUCGCUGGCUCCGAGCUAGAAAAUGGGACCCAGUUGGAGCGGAGAAAAUGCUGCGUGAUUCCCUUGAGUGGAGGAGGAAGUGGGAGGUUGAUAGUCUUGAUGAUUGGGAUGAGCCGCAGGUGCUAAAGGAUCAUUUACCAUAUGGACAUUCGGGAUUCGACAAAGAUGGAGCUCCAGCCGACGGGAAUCCCCGAUUUCGAUCGAAGAUCUGUCAGGGUGGAAAAGUGCCUAAGGAGAUGUACAAGAAGAAUUUCGAUCAGUCGAACGAGGACUUCACAACGGUGAUCGUGAAGAAAGGGGACAAGAUGAAAAUUGAUUUUGUACCGGAGAAACUGGGAUCGAUUCUCAGUUGGGAAUUCAGAUCCGAGAACCAUGACAUCAGAUUUGGAGUCCUGAGGAGGGGAACGGGUGGUGAAAAGGUGGAGCUCAUUCCAGUGCGCAGAGUUGCGGCUCAUCAACUGGAUGAGGUCGGUGUCCUGACCUGCGAGGAGCCUGGCACCUAUUCCGUUGUCUUUGAUAAUUCCUACAGCCUCUUGAGGAACAAGAAGAUUCACUACAAUGUCAGACUGGCGGAGCCCACAGAGGGACUCCAGGAACUCGCGUUUCAGGAUAUCUAGGAAUUUUUUUCUACGGAAGAAAUUUAAAAAAACAUUUUCAAAAAUUUCUUACGCUCGAAAUUGUCGUGUCUAUCCCAUGUCAUUGUUUGUCUUAAAAGAUACAAUUGUUUCAGAGAAUUUGAGAAUGAAAAUUCUAAAUUUCAUGAAGAAGGCGAAUUGAAUGUUAAUUGAAAUAAUUGAAUUUAAAUUUGAAUUUAAAUAUAAGAAACCAGCAGUUGUAUUCGUUCUUCAAACAGAUUUCCAGGUGAAGGAUGAAAUGUAAUAAUGAAUUUAAAUGCCGAUGAAUUUUUAUUUCAAAUGCGUUCGCAUGUCAUUCCAUUAUGUUAAAUCAUUGAUGAUUGCAGUGCAACUAUCAAUAAUUGAUUUCGAUUAAUUAUGUUGUAAAUAUUGAAUUAUUACAAAAUUGUAGGGAAUAAAUAUUCUAUAU
Messenger RNA from Fopius arisanus, 1182 nucleotides. RefSeq names its product SEC14-like protein 2. Gene Ontology annotation, cellular component: cytoplasm. The transcript is spliced from 5 exons. The coding region runs from base 30 to 755 and encodes 241 amino acids. The record is from RefSeq and is a predicted model, not a curated record. Lineage: Eukaryota; Metazoa; Arthropoda; Insecta; Hymenoptera; Braconidae.